AACCAUCUCAAGGAGGAUCAGAAGAAAUGGACAGCAUGAUCUAGGUAACAGGAGGCAGGUAAAGGGGGAGGUGGAGCUUACUGAGACCUCCUCCACUGUUGGAGGCAGAUAAAAGUCCAUCACGGAGAGCAAGAAGACACUUAGAGGGACUCGACUCUCCUCUUUGUGCGCCCUGCCAUACCUCUCUCUCUCUGCUCUACCUUUUGUCUGUGAAUUCUACCCUGUCAGAGGAAAAUAUGAAUACGUCUGUGAAGAGCUACACCGUGACCUCCAGAGGCGGUGGUGGUGGUGGUGGAGGUGGAGGUGGAGGUAGCGGUAGCUUCCGUAAGACAUAUAGCUCACAAUCUGUCAGUUCUGGCAUGAUGGGAGGCGGUGGUAGGAUGAGCGGCGGCUCAAGGUUUAGUGUUAGUGGUGGGAAUUUCGGAGGUGGUAGGUCGGGCAGCUCAAUGUUUAGUAUGAAAAGUGGUAUGGGUGGUGGUGGUGGUUUCAGUUAUGGUGGUGGUGGUGGUGGUUUCAGUUAUCUUGGUGGUGGUGGUGGCGGUGGUGGUGGCGGUGGUGGUUUCGGUGGUGGUGCUGGUUGUUUCGGAGGUGGUUUCGGAGGUGGUAUGGGUGCUGGCGGCGGCGGAGGUUUUUGUGCGCCAAUCACAAACGUCCAAGUCAACCAGAGCCUGUUGUGCCCUCUGAACCUUGAGAUCGACCCCAACAUCUCGAAGGUCCGAAGCAAUGAGAAAGAGCAGAUCAAGACCCUCAACAACCGCUUCGCCAGCUUCAUUGACAAGGUGCGCUUCCUGGAGCAGCAGAACAAAAUGCUGGAAACCAAGUGGAGCCUGCUGCAGGAACAGACCACCACCCGCUCCAACAUUGAUGCCAUGUUCGAGGCUUACAUUGCAAACCUGCGCAGACAGCUCGACGGUCUCGGCAAUGAGAAGGUCAAGCUGGAGUCAGAGCUGAGGAACAUGCAGGGACUGGUAGAGGACUUUAAGACCAAAUAUGAAGAUGAAAUCAACAAGCGUGCAGCUGUAGAGAAUGACUUUGUGCUCCUCAAGAAGGAUGUCGAUGCGGCCUACAUGAACAAGGUUGAGCUAGAAGCCAAGGUCGAUUCCCUUCAGGAUGAAAUCAACUUCCUCAGAGCUGUCUUUGAGGCGGAACUGAAUGAGCUCCAGGGACAGAUCAAGGACACUUCAGUCGUUGUGGAGAUGAACAACAGCCGUACCCUGGACAUGGAUGCCAUUGUGGCUGAUGUCAAGGCUCAGUAUGACGAAAUCGCCAAACGCAACCGUGCUGAGGCAGAGUGUUGGUACCAACAAAAGUUCCAGGAGAUGCAGUCCUCCGCAGGCGCAGCAGGAGAUGACCUUCGCAACACCAAGAGUGAGAUUGCUGAGCUCACACGCAUGAUUAGCCGUCUCCAGAAUGAGAUUGAGUCAGUGAAAGGACAGCGAGCCAACCUUGAGGCCCAGAUUGCUGAGGCCGAGGAGCGUGGAGAGUUGGCAGUCAAGGACGCCAAGGCCCGCAUCAGGGACCUUGAGGAGGCCCUGCAAAGAGCAAAACAGGACAUGGCCCGCCAGGUCCGUGAGUACCAGGAGCUCAUGAACGUCAAGCUGGCUCUGGACAUUGAGAUCGCCACCUACAGGAAGCUGCUGGAGGGAGAGGAGGACAGGAUUGCCAGUGGUGGUGGAAGUGCAACUAUCCACGUCCAGACAUCAUCCUCCAGUUCUGGUGGUGGUGGCGGAGGCGGCGGCAUGGGCUAUGGCUUUGGCGGCGGCGGCGGAAUGGGCGGCGGCUAUGGCGGCGGCGGCGGAAUGGGCGGCGGCUAUGGCGGCGGCGGAAUGGGCGGCGGCAUCAGCAGCGGCUUCAGCAGCAGCGGCGGCGGCUUCAGCAGCGGCUUCAGCAGCAGCGGCGGCGGCGGCGGCGGAAUGAGCAGCAGCUCGGUGCAACGGACGUCCAGCUCAAGGCAGUCAUCUCGUUACUAAAUCCAGCUGUUGUCUCUCUCUUCAUUCCUUCAUUUGUUCUCCACCUCUUGUACCUCCAGCCUCUCACAAAGCUUCCAUAACCCUCAACACCCCUCAAAAUCCAGCAGACCCAGGAAUUUAGUCACUGAGGUGCUCCUUCCUUAUCGGCACCACAGAGAGAGUAAGAGAUAACAUCAAAAAGCAAUCAGAGGCAAAGCGAUUAUUAGACCAGAAAAACAGAGCAGCAGAGAUGUGAGUCUGUCCUCUCUUCUUUGGAUCAGUCAGCCAGGCUGUCUUUUAGUUGCUGGAUGUGCUGUCAAGCAGACAAGAUGAUACUUGUAGUGUCAUGACAGAAAAUCUCAACAAAGCAACAAUAACUGCACACAAAAUACCAGCAUGUUAAAUAUUUGAGCAGGGGGCAGAAUUGUAUACCUGGUCUUGAAUUUUUAAGAAUACAUGACAUACACCUGUCACACCUAUGACUCCAUCUUCCUGCAAUGUCUUCUCUGUUGUAUCACAUCUGUCAUCGUGUGCAUUGUGACAUCAUCAAAAGCAGCCACACUUAACACUGUCAUAUUUCACUUGUUGUGUCCUCUUUUCUUUUCUUGUUCGGAGAGAAAAUGAGCUCUCCACUUCAGCAUAUCAGUGGUGUCCUGAUCCUGCUUUGCUUCCAUUUCCACUCUAAAUGAAAAUGAAACAUGGUUAAGGCUGACUGGAAAAGAACAGAUCCAUCAUGAAUUUGUAACACCAAAUGCCUGAAAUAAAUCUGAUUUCAUAAU
Messenger RNA from Labrus bergylta (ballan wrasse), 2728 nucleotides. Its product is annotated as keratin, type II cytoskeletal cochleal-like. Gene Ontology annotation, cellular component: keratin filament. The record is from RefSeq and is a predicted model, not a curated record. Gene Ontology annotation, molecular function: structural constituent of skin epidermis. NCBI's taxonomy places the organism in Eukaryota, Metazoa, Chordata, Actinopteri, Labriformes, Labridae. Gene Ontology annotation, biological process: keratinization; intermediate filament organization.